GCGUCCUGUGACUGCAGUCAGGUGGUUGUGGGGGUUUUCUUCCCUCCUUCCCCUUUUCCCCUCCCUCCCUCCCUCCUGCUCCGGCUUCCGUGGGCCGUCCCAGCGGGGAGCCGGCUGGGAAAAGUUGGAGGAAAGUUGCCGGUUGGGAAAGUCGCGGCCCCGGCAGUCAGGCUUCCCCGCCGGGCCCCGAGGGAGGGCCGAGGAUGGCUGGCGGGGAAGGAGCGGGCUCCGGCGUGCUCGAGAGUAGGGAGCAUCUCUUCAAGGUGCUGGUGAUCGGGGAGCUGGGCGUGGGUAAAACCAGCAUUAUCAAGCGCUACGUGCACCAGCUCUUCUCCCAGCACUACCGGGCCACUAUAGGGGUGGAUUUUGCGCUCAAAGUCAUCAACUGGGACAGCAAGACCCUGGUGCGGCUGCAGCUCUGGGAUAUAGCAGGCCAGGAGCGCUUUGGAAAUAUGACCAGAGUAUACUACAAAGAGGCAGUUGGUGCUUUUGUGGUCUUUGAUGUUACAAGAGGGUCUACUUUUGAGGCUGUUUUAAAAUGGAAGCAUGAUUUGGACAGUAAAGUACUACUUCCCAAUGGCAGCCCCAUUCCUGUUGUUCUUCUUGCAAACAAGUGUGACCAGAAGAAAGAUGGCAGCCAGAAUCUCACUCAAAUGGACCAGUUCUGCAGAGAAGGUGGCUUUGUUGGAUGGUUUGAAACAUCUGCCAAGGACAACAUCAACAUAGAUGAAGCUGCUCGAUUCUUGGUGGAAAACAUCCUUACCAACUACAAAACCUUUCCUAAUGAAGAGAAUGAUGUGGGGAAACCAAAACUGGACCUAGACCCAUUGAAAGCAGAGAGUAAAUCACAGUGCUGCUAAUGAUACCACUGUUCAGGAAAUGUGAUGGGACAAGCAGCAAGACUGUUCCUUAAAUCACACUGCUGCUAUGGUGCUGCAUUGUGACAAUUCAUAUGGGCUGUCUGGUAUUAUCUAAAUAGGUGAUUCUUGUGGGUGUUUACAUAUUCUUGUUUUGCAUGAAACUGUAUCUUGGGAGUUAUCACUCCACUUGCUUGAGUGGCUAAAUUUAAAUCUUACUGAUGUCUUCUUACCUGAGAAAAUAAGGUAGUGUUUACACUCCUAAAAAGGAACAAAGACAACAUUCUGUGUCUAGUUUCCUUCUAGGAUGUAUGCUACGUUCCAAAUAGGACUCACUUGUCAUGGUUUUAGCCGAACAGGUAUUUGCACCUUUAAAGUAAACUUUUCCUUUCUCACCAGUAAUAUCCCACUUUAGCCUUCUUACCUACACAUAUGUCCCUAUUUAUUAUCCCCCUCCAUGAGAAUCUGUCUCAUUGCUAGUUCUCCUGGAUUGAGACAUCCCAGAAAUAUUGAAGGGGCCAAUGACAGAUGGGAGGUAUGUUAGUGUGUUCACUAGGACUGAGUGAAGUAGAUGGCUUUUACCACCGAGUAAGAACAUGAUCUGUAACUGAUGGUAUUUAACAAGGGAAGGGCAUGGUUACAGAGAUACUAACAAAAAUACAUGUCUGGCAAUUUAAGGCAGAAUAUUUUCACCUAAUACUUUACAUAUGAAACACAUUAAUGGAUACAGUUGAAUUUUUGGCACAUAGUUAUGGUAACCCCACCUAUAUGCACAUCCAGAAAUAAACAUCCAGUAACUUUUCAUGCAUUAACACUGGAAGCUUUACCAAGAGUGCAAAAAGUAAGUAUCUUACUGUUCUGUGAUAAUGAACUUGCUGCUUUUUCCUUUGUCUUUGUAGUUCUGAAUACAAUGAGAAAGGAGAGAGGUCUUGAAGGAAAUAGCUUAACUGGUUCUUGCUAGCCUAUCAAACCUUUUCCCCCAUGCCACAAGCUCUUUUUCAAUUUUAGAACAGUGCUGCACUCUUCUGACUAGUUGGAGCUGGUGAACUGGUUUACCAGUUUGUAACUCUGUAUACUGAGAUGCUUCUGUUUCCCUGUUAUAACUAAUGUAUUUUUAGCAGCAAAUGAAGAUCAAAAGGAUUAGAGAGAUUUCACAGUUCUUAAAUACAUUCUGGAAUUCAGGCUCUACAUGGCUGAAAGGCUUUGGAACUCCCCUUUAUUUUGAGGGUUUCUACUGUCCUGGUACCUCAUUGCUACUGACUUCAGAAGUCUUAUCUUGCUUGGUCUGAUGAUGCUGAUGUUUUCUUAAACAUCAGCAUGAAGUAUGUGCCAGAUUGGGUAUACUUUAAUCUGUGCUGAGAUUUCUUAGACUGUCAUCUUUUUUUUUUUUUUCUAAAGAGUAAUGUAGUUUUUAAGAGAAAAAUAAAUAUAUUUGGGCAUCUUAGGGAUGUCAUUGUUUGCUUUUGAAAACAUGAAUCUUCAGCCUAUACACAAAUGCUUUCAUUCACAUUUGGAAACAACUUUGUCUUCUAGUAGUUUGUAUGCAAAAGGCUUAUCUUAAAAUGCCAAGCCUUACUGUAGUAAAAGCUGAAACUGGGUUUAAUUAGCUUAGGAUCAUCAGAUAAUUCAGAUAAGCUUUAAUAGAUAGCUAGUCUGCCUUUGUGCUACAGAGUGUUUUUGCUCCUGUUCCUUGGAGGGGGCGUUAGGGUUUGAGACUGGGAUGGAUCAGGAAAUCUGAUACAACCAGAAAAGUGCAUACUAUAAGACAAGACUGGUACUUUAGCCUGAGGAAGGGGAUGGGAGCAUCUACCUGGUAGAAGAGACCAAGACUGUAGUUUAUGGAAAAGUGCUUAAGUCAGACUAGUCAUGAAGCCCUUGCCUAAUUAACUGAAAAACUUUGAUUUGCAAAGAUAUGUGGAAGUUUAGACAGAUCCAAUGUAACUUCAGGCUAGUAAGUGAGCAAAAAGUGUCAAAUGUCAUUUGUUUUACAUGUACAGGAUAUACAUAUAAAGUGAUAGUUCAUAUCAAUCAGAUGAACAGAGGCCCCAUGCUGUUUUAUUUCAUUAUCUCUUGCAGUCUGAAAUAUGCCAAUCUUAAAUGAGCAAGUACCUGACUUCCUAGUCCCUAUGUUUAAAGGACAUUUUUGAGAUGGAAAAAUUUGAGUAAAAAUGUGAAUUGGUGCUUCAAGGAAGUGUUUUCCAUGGCACGUUUCUAUCAACUGAUUUCAUAAAGACUGAAGAUGGCAUAUAGUCUUCCUGGAUUGUAGUUGUGCAGUACAUCUGUGCAGCUAAUGCAGAGUCAGCCUCUAUUAAUUUUAAAAGCUUAAUGAGGCAUUACAAUUGCUGAGAAAACUAGAAAGGAGUUAGAGCAAUUAGUGGUCUUUCAGUAUGGGAUUUUCUAGUUGUAUCUUAACUGCAGUAGUAGGAAAAAUAAGCUAUUAAAAGCUUCAGUUUUGUUUGUUUAAAAUUUGUGUCAGACCUGUUGAGUUGCAAUAGUGUUCAGUCUCCUUAAACUGAACAAAUCCUUAUUCAUCUGUAGUGGCUAAUCGCUGGGGAAUAGUUUGAGUCAUUCUUACAGACUCAGGGCCUGAGUAACCAUUUGAUAUAUGGAGAUAUGAGGAAAUAGUUGUAAAAGAAAUAUGUGCUGUAUAACUAUGAUAUUGAAUGGUGAAACAUUUUGCUCUUAAAAACCGUUGCUCCCUUAUCUUUCUGUUCUUAACAUCUUGCUAGUGACCUUGGUUCCACAACAGAGAACUGGCCCCUUUUCUCCCACUACAGAUCAUGUUAUUUGGUAAAGACACACAGUUCUAAGUGUGUGCAUGCCUUUGUCCUUCACAUUAUGAAUUGCUAAAGAAUUUAAGAAGUGGGGGCAGCAGUCUACUUUGAGGAGUAUAAAAAAUAUAUUAACAAAAUGCCAGUGAGAUAAAUAAUUCAGAAUUGAAAUACAUCAUUCACUUGGCAGUGCGCGAAAGGUCACUUCAGUUUUGUUCUACAGCACAAUAAUAUUGUAAAUAAGGAACAUAAUAGAUUCAGCUCUAACUAUGUAAUGAAGAUUAUUUGAAAGAAAUUGUGCCUGUAUUUUUCAUGACCAUCAUAAAGCUUUGUUUGUGAGCUCA
Molecule: messenger RNA, 3972 nt
Organism: Pezoporus occidentalis (night parrot)
Lineage: Eukaryota; Metazoa; Chordata; Aves; Psittaciformes; Psittacidae
Gene: RAB32
Product: RAB32, member RAS oncogene family
Exons: 3
Coding region: 204-860 (218 amino acids)
Biological process (GO): phagosome-lysosome fusion; endosome to lysosome transport
Cellular component (GO): late endosome; Golgi apparatus; phagocytic vesicle
Molecular function (GO): GTPase activity; GTP binding
Source: RefSeq, a predicted model, not a curated record